GAAACAGCUCAGACGUGAGGCUUGCAGCAGGCCGAGGAGGAGGAAGAGGGGCAGUGGGAGCAGAGGAGGUGGCUCCUACCUCAGUGAGGGCUCUGAGGGUCCCCGCCUGAAGAGGGACAGGGACCUGGGCUUGGAGAAGGGGCUCUGGAAUGCAGCCCCCUUCACUGCUGCUGCUGCUGCUGCUGUUAUGUGUCUCAGUGGUCAUAACCAGAGGGCUGCUGUGUGGGACUUUCCCAGAACCCUGUGCCAAUGGAGGCACCUGCCUGAGCCUGUCUCUGGGACAAGGGACCUGCCAGUGUGCCCCUGGCUUCCUGGGUGAGACGUGCCAGUUUCCUGACCCCUGCCAGAAUGCCCAGCUCUGCCAGAAUGGAGGCAGCUGCCAAGCCCUGCUUCCCGCUCCCCUAGGGCCCCCCAGCUCUCCCUCUCCACUGGCACCCAGCUUCUCGUGCACUUGCCUCCCUGGCUUCACUGGCGAGAGAUGCCAGGCCCAGCUUGAAGAUCCUUGUCCUCCCUCCUUCUGUUCCAAAAGGGGCCACUGCCACAUCCAGGCCUCAGGCCGCCCACAGUGCUCCUGCAUGCCUGGAUGGACAGGUGAGCAGUGCCAGCUUCGGGACUUCUGCUCAGCCAACCCAUGUGUUAAUGGAGGGGUGUGUCUGGCCACAUACCCCCAGAUCCAGUGCCGCUGCCCACCGGGCUUCGAGGGCCAUGCCUGUGAACGUGAUGUCAACGAGUGCUUCCAGGACCCAGGACCCUGCCCCAAAGGCACCUCCUGCCAUAACACCCUGGGCUCCUUCCAGUGCCUCUGCCCUGUGGGGCGGGAGGGCCCACGUUGUGAGCUCCGGGCAGGACCCUGCCCUCCUAGGGGCUGUUCGAAUGGGGGCACCUGCCAGCUGAUGCCAGGGAAAGACUCCACCUUUCACCUCUGCCUCUGUCCCCCAGGUUUCAUAGGCCCAGACUGUGAGGUGAAUCCAGACAACUGUGUCAACCACCAAUGUCAGAAUGGGGGCACUUGCCGGGAUGGGCUGGACACCUACACCUGCCUCUGCCCAGAAACCUGGACAGGCUGGGAUUGCUCCGAAGAUGUGGAUGAGUGUGAGGCCCAGGGUCCCCCUCACUGCAGAAACGGCGGCACCUGCCAGAACUCUGCGGGCAGCUUUCACUGCGUGUGUGUGAGUGGCUGGGGGGGCACAAGCUGUGAGGAGAACCUGGAUGACUGUAUUGCUGCCACCUGUGCCCCAGGAUCCACCUGCAUUGACCGGGUGGGCUCUUUCUCCUGCCUCUGCCCACCUGGACGCACAGGGCUCCUGUGCCACUUGGAAGACAUGUGUCUGAGCCAGCCGUGCCAUGGGGAUGCCCAGUGCAGCACCAACCCCCUCACAGGCUCCACACUCUGCCUGUGUCAGCCCGGCUAUUCAGGGCCCACCUGCCACCAGGACCUGGAUGAGUGUGUAAUGGCCCAGCAAGGCCCAAGUCCCUGUGAACAUGGCGGUUCCUGCCUCAACACUCCUGGCUCCUUCAACUGCCUCUGUCCACCUGGCUACACGGGCUCCCGUUGUGAGGCUGAUCACAAUGAGUGCCUCUCCCAGCCCUGCCACCCAGGGAGCACCUGUCUGGACCUACUUGCCACCUUCCACUGCCUCUGCCCACCAGGCUUAGAGGGGCAGCUCUGUGAGGUGGAAACCAAUGAGUGUGCCUCAGAUCCCUGCCUGAACCAUGCGGAUUGCCAUGACCUGCUCAAUGGCUUCCAGUGCAUCUGCCUGCCUGGAUUCGCCGGCACCCGAUGUGAGGAGGAUAUUGAUGAGUGCAGCAGCUCUCCCUGUGCCAAUGGUGGGCAGUGCCAGGACCAGCCUGGAGCCUUCCACUGCAAGUGUCUCCCAGGCUUUGAAGGGCCACGCUGUCAAACAGAGGUGGAUGAGUGCCUGAGUGACCCAUGUCCCGUUGGAGCCAGCUGCCUUGAUCUUCCAGGAGCCUUCUUUUGCCUCUGCCCCUCUGGUUUCACAGGCCAGCUCUGUGAGGUUCCCCUGUGUGCUCCCAACCUGUGCCAGCCCAAGCAGAUAUGUAAGGACCAGAAAGACAAGGCCAACUGUCUGUGUCCUGAUGGAAGCCCUGGCUGUGCCCCACCUGAGGACAACUGCACCUGCCACCAUGGGCACUGCCAGAGAUCCUCAUGUGUGUGUGACGUGGGUUGGACGGGACCAGAGUGUGAGGCAGAGCUAGGGGGCUGCGUCUCUGCACCCUGUGCCCAUGGGGGGACCUGCUACCCCCAGCCCUCUGGCUACAACUGCACCUGCCCUAUAGGCUACACAGGGCCUACCUGUAGUGAGGAGAUGACAGCUUGUCACUCAGGGCCAUGUCUCAAUGGUGGCUCCUGCAACCCUAGCCCUGGAGGCUACUACUGCACUUGCCCUCCAAGCCACACAGGUCCCCAGUGCCAAACCAUCACUGACUACUGUGUGUCUGCCCCGUGCUUCAAUGGGGGUACCUGCGUGAACAGACCCAGCACCUUCUCCUGCCUCUGUGCCAUGGGCUUCCAGGGCCGGCGCUGUGAGGGAAAGAUCCGCCCCAGUUGUGCAGACAGCCCCUGUAGGAAUAGGGCAACCUGCCAGGACAGCCCUCAGGGUCCCCGCUGCCUCUGCCCCACUGGCUACACCGGAGGUAGCUGCCAGACUCUGAUGGACUUAUGUGCCCAGAAGCCCUGUCCACGCAAUUCCCACUGCCUCCAGACUGGGCCCUCCUUCCACUGCUUGUGCCUCCAGGGAUGGACCGGGCCUCUCUGCAACCUUCCACUGUCCUCCUGCCAGAAGGCUGCACUGAACCAAGGCAUAGACGUCUCUUCCCUUUGCCAGAAUGGAGGCCUCUGUGUCGACAGUGGCCCCUCCUAUUUCUGCCACUGCCCCCCUGGAUUCCAAGGCAGCCUGUGCCAAGAUCAUGUGAACCCAUGUGAGUCCAGGCCUUGCCAGCACGGGGCCACCUGCAUGGCCCAGCCCAGUGGGUAUCUCUGCCAGUGCGCCCCAGGCUACAAUGGACAGAACUGCUCAAAGGAACUUGAUGCUUGUCAGUCCCAACCCUGUCACAACCAUGGAACCUGCACCCCCAAACCUGGAGGCUUCCACUGUGCCUGCCCUCCAGGCUUUGUGGGGCUACGCUGUGAGGGAGACGUGGACGAGUGUCUGGACCAGCCCUGCCACCCCACAGGCACUGCAGCCUGCCACUCUCUGGCCAAUGCCUUCUACUGCCAGUGUCUUCCUGGACACACAGGCCAAUGGUGUGAGGUGGAGAUAGACCCCUGCCACAGCCAACCCUGCUUUCAUGGAGGGACCUGUGAGGCCACAGCAGGAUCACCCCUGGGUUUCAUCUGCCACUGCCCCAAGGGUUUUGAUGGCCCCACCUGCAGCCACAGGGCCCCUUCCUGCGGCCUCCAUCACUGCCACCACGGAGGCUUGUGUCUGCCCUCCCCUAAGCCAGGCUUCCCACCACGCUGUGCCUGCCUCAAUGGCUAUGGGGGUCCUGACUGCCUGACCCCACCAGCUCCUAAAGGCUGUGGCCCUCCCUCCCCAUGCCUAUACAAUGGCAGCUGCUCAGAGACCACGGGCUUGGGGGGCCCAGGCUUUCGAUGCUCCUGCCCUCACAGCUCUCCAGGGCCCCGGUGUCAGAAGCCCGGAGCCAAGGGGUGUGAGGGCAGAAGUGGAGAUGGGGCGUGCGACGCUGGCUGCAGUGGCCCAGGAGGAAAUUGGGAUGGAGGGGACUGCUCUCUGGGAGUCCCAGACCCCUGGAAGGGCUGCCCCUCCCACUCUCGGUGCUGGCUUCUCUUCCGGGACGGGCAGUGCCACCCACAGUGUGACUCUGAAGAGUGUCUGUUUGAUGGCUACGACUGUGAGACCCCUCCAGCCUGCACUCCAGCCUAUGACCAGUACUGCCACGAUCACUUCCACAACGGGCACUGUGAGAAAGGCUGCAACACUGCAGAGUGUGGCUGGGAUGGAGGUGACUGCAGGCCUGAAGAUGGGGACCCAGAGUGGGGGCCCUCCCUGGCCCUGCUGGUGGUACUGAGCCCCCCAGCCCUAGACCAGCAGCUGUUUGCCCUGGCCCGGGUGUUGUCCCUGACUCUGAGGGUGGGACUCUGGGUAAGGAAGGAUCGUGACGGCAGGGACAUGGUGUACCCCUAUCCUGGGGCCCGGGCUGAAGAAAAGCUAGGAGGAACUCGGGACCCCUCCUAUCAGGAGAGAUCAGCCCCUCAAACGCAGCCCCUGGGCAAGGAGACCGACUCCCUCAGUGCUGGGUUUGUGGUGGUAAUGGGUGUGGAUUUGUCCCGCUGUGGCCCUGACCACCCGGCAUCCCGCUGUCCCUGGGACCCUGGGCUUCUACUCCGCUUCCUUGCUGCGAUGGCUGCAGUGGGAGCCCUGGAGCCCCUGCUGCCUGGACCACUGCUGGCUGUCCACCCUCAUGCAGGCACUGCACCCCCUGCCAACCAGCUUCCCUGGCCUGUGCUGUGCUCCCCAGUGGCUGGGGUGAUUCUCCUGGCCCUAGGGGCUCUUCUCGUCCUCCAGCUCAUCCGGCGUCGACGCCGAGAGCAUGGAGCUCUCUGGCUGCCCCCUGGUUUCACUCGACGGCCUAGGACUCAGUCAGCUCCCCACCGACGCCGGCCCCCACUGGGCGAGGACAGCAUUGGCCUCAAGGCACUGAAGCCAGAGGCAGAAGUUGAUGAGGACGGAGUUGUGAUGUGCUCAGGCCCUGAGGAGGGAGAGGAGGCUGAAGAAACAGGCCCACCCUCCAAGUGCCAGUUCUGGUCUCUGAGUGGUGGCUGUGGGGAGCUCCCUCAGGCUGCCAUGCUAACUCCUCCCCAGGAAUCCGAGAUGGAAGCCCCUGACCUGGACACCCGUGGACCUGAUGGGGUGACACCCCUGAUGUCCGCGGUUUGCUGUGGGGAAGCAGAGUCCAGGACCUUCCAAGGGGCAUGGUUGGGAUGUCCUGGGCCCUGGGAACCUCUGCUGGAUGGAGGGGCCUGUCCCCAGGCUCACACCGUGGGCACUGGGGAGACCCCCCUGCACCUGGCUGCCCGAUUCUCCCGGCCAACCGCUGCCCGCCGCCUCCUUGAGGCUGGAGCCAACCCCAACCAGCCAGACCGCGCAGGGCGCACACCCCUUCAUGCUGCUGUGGCUGCUGAUGCUCGCGAGGUCUGCCAGCUUCUGCUCCGUAGCAGACAAACUGCAGUGGACGCUCGCACAGAGGACGGGACCACACCCUUGAUGCUGGCUGCCAGACUGGCAGUGGAAGACCUGGUUGAAGAACUGAUUGCAGCCCAAGCAGACGUGGGGGCCAGAGAUAAAUGGGGGAAAACUGCGCUGCACUGGGCUGCUGCGGUGAACAACGCCCGAGCCGCCCGCUCGCUUCUCCAGGCCGGAGCCGAUAAAGACGCCCAGGACAGCAGGGUUAGAUGGGACAGAGGGCUUCCCACAAAACAGUCGGGCGCAGGAGAGAUGGAAAGUGCGGAGCAGACGCCGCUGUUCCUGGCGGCACGGGAAGGAGCGGUGGAAGUAGCCCAGCUGCUGCUGGGGCUGGGGGCAGCCCGAGAGCUGCGGGACCAGGCUGGGCUAGCGCCCGCGGACGUUGCUCGCCAACGAAACCACUGGGAUCUGCUGACGCUGCUGGAAGGGGCGGGGCCACUAGAAGCCCGUCACAAAGCCACGCCGGGCCGCGAGUCCGGGCCCUUCCCGCGCGCACGCACGACGUCUGUAAGCGUGCCCCCGCAUGGGGGCGGGGCUCUGCCGCGCUGCCGGACGCUGUCAGCCGGAGCAGGCCCUCGUGGGGGCGGAGCUUGUCGGCAGGCUCGGACUUGGUCCGUAGACUUGGCUGUGCGGGGGGGCAGGGCCUAUUCUCAUUGCCGGAGCUUCUCGGGAGGAGGAGCAGGAGGAGGCCCGCCCCCUCGCGGCCGUAGGUUUUCUGCAGGCAUGCGCGGGCCUCGGCCCAACCCUGCGAUAAUGCGAGGAAGCUACGGAGUGGCUGCCGGGCGCGGAGGCAGGGGCCCAACGGAUGACUGGCCCUGUGAUUGGGUGGCCCUGGGAGCUUGCGGUCCUGCCUCUAACAUUCCAAACCCGCCUUCUUGCCUUACUCCGUCCCCGGAGCGGGGAUCCCCUCAACUUGACUGGGGUCCCCCAGCCCACCAAGAAAUGCCCAUAAACCAAGGAGGAGAGGGCAAAAAAUAGGAGAAUACAUGGUAGGGAGGAAUUCCAAAAUGAUUACCCGUUAAAAGGCAGGCUGGAAGGCCUUCCUGGUUUUAAGAUGGAGCCCCAAAAGUGAAGGGCUGUGAGUUUAGUUUCUCUCCUAAAAUGAAUGUAUGCCCACCAGAGCAGGCAUCUUCCACAUGGAGAAGCUGCAGCUCUGGAAAGAGGGUUUACGAUGUUAGGAUGAGGCAGGCCCAGUCCUCCUCCAGAAAAUAAGACAGGCCACAGGAGGGCAGAGUGGAGUGGAAAUACCCCUAAAUUGGAACCAAGAACUACAGGCAUAUGGGAUGUAAGAUGUUCUUUCCUAUAUAUGGUUUCCAAAGGGAGCUCCCUUCAUCCAUUGUCCCCACUGCCCACAAAUGGCUAACAAAUAUUUAUUGGACACCAACUAUGUGCCAGGCACUGUGUAGAUGCUGAAAAGUGGCCAAGGGCCGCCCCAGCUGAUGACUCCUUGCAUUCCCUCCCCUCACAACAAAGAAACUCCACUGCGGGGAUGAAGCGCUUCUUCUAGCCACUGCUAUCACUAUUUAAGAACCCUAAAUCUGUCACCCAUAAUAAAGCUGAUUUGAAGUGUUA
This is a messenger RNA of Macaca mulatta (Rhesus monkey), 6797 nucleotides long. RefSeq names its product notch receptor 4 (gene NOTCH4). The record is from RefSeq and is a predicted model, not a curated record. Gene Ontology annotation, cellular component: plasma membrane; cell surface; signaling receptor complex. NCBI's taxonomy places the organism in Eukaryota, Metazoa, Chordata, Mammalia, Primates, Cercopithecidae. Gene Ontology annotation, molecular function: calcium ion binding; protein binding; signaling receptor activity. Gene Ontology annotation, biological process: regulation of DNA-templated transcription; cell differentiation; multicellular organism development.